AUGCCCCUCAACGAGACCAAGAUCGAGAUCGCUGCGCCGCCCGCGAAAGUCCGGGAAAUUCUCCUCAAUUUCGCAGCUUACCCAGAAUGGCACACCGAGUGGAUCAAGGAGAUCAAGAUCCAACAGGAAGGCAAGACUGGUGCCGCCCUGACCGUCGGCGACAAGAUUCAAAUCAACGUCGAGGGAUUCAAGUUCGUCGCCGAAGUCAAGGAGAAUUCUGAAUCCCUCUUCUCCUGGCAGGGUCCGCCCGUCUUCACCAUUUCGGGCUUGCAUAAGUUCCAUCUGGAGCCUCUCAAGGAGGGUGCGGCGACUCUUUUGACCCAGUCGGAGGAGUCCAAGGGCUUCCUGUCCUUCCUCUUCAGUCCCUCCAUCCUGGGCAAGAAGCUGCAGGCCGAUUGGAAUGUCUUCAACAAGGACCUCAAAAUUCGGGCUGAAGCUUCUGAGUAG
Penicillium chermesinum is the source of this 447-nucleotide messenger RNA. Its product is annotated as SRPBCC domain-containing protein. The record is from RefSeq and is a predicted model, not a curated record. Lineage: Eukaryota; Fungi; Ascomycota; Eurotiomycetes; Eurotiales; Aspergillaceae. The transcript has 3 exons. The coding region runs from base 1 to 447 and encodes 148 amino acids.